Messenger RNA from Aedes aegypti (yellow fever mosquito), 2654 nucleotides. RefSeq names its product headcase protein. The coding region runs from base 1572 to 2654 and encodes 360 amino acids. The transcript is spliced from 2 exons. The record is from RefSeq and is a predicted model, not a curated record. Lineage: Eukaryota; Metazoa; Arthropoda; Insecta; Diptera; Culicidae.
GUUUUCGCUUUUCACCGAGCUAGAACAACCAUCAUCAUCUUCGAAGCGUCGAGCGUGAGGAACGUGUGUAUGAGAGUUAGGGCAGGAGCGACGACUACACCGACGACGGAACGUUCAAACGAAUCAAGAAACCUCAUCGGUUGCGUCGUGUUCACGCGUGUGAGAGCUCUAUCCAGCAUCGCCGAGUGCGAGAGUGCUGCUGCUCUGUGGUGGAAGACUUGACACUGACUACGGGCGUCGAGUGAGUGAGAGUGUCGUCCGCUGAGGGACUGAGGGAAGAAGAGUGCCGUACCGUGCCGUCCUUCCGUUGCUUACCCGUACGCGUUGCUUGCUCCUGCUGGAAAUCCGCGCGCUUCCCCUUUUCAGGCCGGUCAGGAAGAAGGUUUUAGCAUCGCACCGUAUAGCAGGGAGUCUACAGGCUCGAGUCGAGUUUCGCUUUUGGCAGUGUGUUUUGUGGCGCUGUGCAGGAAGGAAGUGUGUGCUGGCGCAAGAGCGCGCGCGAGAGUAUCAAGGCAAAGAGCAAGAGUCUUCUUCAAGCGCAAGUAAUCGUGCAAGUUGCAGAACUGAAAGUGAAAAUAGGCCUGUCUGGGUCCAACCUCCCUCCGGUGUUGAACAUAGAGCUAUAUAUCCGUUUUGGCGAUACCGAGGCCUACCCGUGCCUCGCACCCACAACCCGUCGUGACGUCGAACCGCGCCGCAAUGAAUAGGCCUUUUGUCCAAGUUCUAAGAAAACUUGGGCUCCUUUUUGUUUUCGCACGGUCGUCGUGAAUGAAGUUAUGCGUAGUGUUUUCGUUCCUGUUUCCGUAAACCAGAGUGUGCAAGAAUAACUUUGAAUAUUUCGGACGUUGUGUGAGCGAAGCAACUAUUUUUGCAUCGAUAGGGAAAAACUUAAAAAUAGAUUCUCCGGAUUUUUGUAAUCGAUGACAAGAAAGAAAAGUGAAGAAAAACAAAUGCCAAAGUGCGACACCUCAGUGAUAACGAUUUUUCACGUUUUCCUAUCGUUUUGUGCUGUGUGUUCGUGAGCUCUCAGGGAUCUCCUCUGCGCUGUGUAGCAAACGUCAACGACGAACGAAGACGAAAGCAAGUCCCACCAGAAGAGGGCACGAAAAUAGCGAGAGUGCUGGAGAAUAUUAGCUGCUUUUGCAGGAUUUUUUUUCUCGGUUCGUGGAUGUGAGAAUCGAAUUCCGAAAUAGGAGAAAAAACUAGGGCAAGUGUACUUGAACUACGAAAGGAUGUUUUUGAUCCGUGAUAUCGAAACAGCAGGAUGAAGAAUAGUAAUUCCGAAGUUUGUGCAAGUAACUGACAAUAAAAACCAGAACAUUUUUGAUCUCGAAAGGUGUGAGGCAGUGCUUGAAGAAAGAUAGAAACUCACAGUAAAAGAGCAGUGAUGAACCGUGACGAUUAUCACCACUGAACUAUAGGAAGUGAGUGCGUGUAGAAAAUCGUGAUUUAUCAGUUUUACUUUUCAUCUCCCCUUUUUAACUGAGUUAUCGAGUGUCCCCAACUUAGGGGCCUCCCCAGCCGCGAAAAUAGAUACCUUAGCGUUACACUCGUAUCACCCGCUGCUCCUAAUGGCGCCUCGACGAGGAACCGUAGGCCCGGCGACGGACCUGUUUGGGACUCUUGGUGGCGAUUCCGACCACGGAUUCGAGAGCUCCCAGUCAAUAGACGGGUCCGGCAGCGAAGGUGCCCACAUGACUCGCUGUUGCGUCCCCAUUGGGGACUGCUUCAAAUCUUCCCCGGUCGAUUACGGUUCCAUCAACUUGGAAGAUCUAAGAGAUUGCGUUCGCGUUAUCUGCAACAACGACAAUUGCACCGCUGGUCAGUACAUGCAUCGCGAGUGCUUCGACCAUUGGGAAGAAGGUGUCCUCAACUACCUCAAAUCGAUUGGCCGAGCUCGGUCUUGGUCCGAUAAGCAACGGCAGCAGAACCUGUGGACCAAGAAAGGCUACGACUUGGUGUUCAAAGCUUGCUCCUGCAAGUGCGGACGUGGUCAUCUCCGCAAGGAUCUGGACUGGAUCCCACCAACCUCACUGUUCCAGUCCCGACUGGAUGACGAAUCCGCAAAGAAGAAGAAAAAGAAGAACAGACAGAAUCAGAAACCGACCCUGGCCAUCUCUACCAGUCCUUCGAGCCAUUCGAGCAGCUCCUCCAAUAGUCCCAAUGCCGGAACCGGCGGAACCAACUCAGCAUCCGCUCUGUUGAACACCCUCAAACUAGCCGAUCACUUUGCUACCUCACUAAUGUUGAAUACCAGCGGUGGAAACGGUCACGCCACGGGACACGGACACGGUGCCGGUCGACAACGGACCAAUUCGCUAUCGUCGUCUAGCAAUGGUUCCAGCACUCCUCCGGCCAGUUCUACGACUUCCGGCGGAGGCAGCGAGUGCCAAAGCAUUUCACCGGUCCACAGCGGCCUAGGACUGAGUGGAUGCUCGGUGGCGGCCACGGCAGCAGCACUGGCCAAGUUGCCUUUGACACCGAAAACCAAGGUGGAAAUCUACUCGGAACGAGUGAGGGCGACAUCUGGCGCCAAUGGCAUCUUCUCCCGACGAUUGGACUUUUCCUCCUUCAACAUGCUACCCCGGCAGCGGAUAAACUCCUACUCGAUCAAGGUAAGCUUGUUUAGCAUAUUUCUCGCGAAACAUUACUAA